CUGAUUGGGGCGCUGUCUCACACUCAAACCGUUAAAUGUCAUCGAAGAAGGGACCUUUAGCAAAUAUGGAGCUGCGCAAGGAUAACAGAACUCAAACAUUGAAUUUAAAUUGUGUUUAAAAGCUAUUUUCCAAGUUUUGUUUCGUUAGAUAUCAGUGUUUCAUUGCUGUGAGGAUGGCCUAUCGCUAUCUGCAGCUGUCAGUCGGCUUCAGGAACGCGUCCCGCCUACUGCUGCCCUCCAACGCGCCGGCUCGGCUGGUGACCAGGUGUUCCUCAGCCAUAGUGGCUCAGAGUGGGCAGAGCCUGCUGAGUCAGCUGCUAGGGGACUACAGGAGGCUGAGCUCCACACCACCAAAAGGAUUUGAUAAAUAUUUCCCUCAAGCUCAGAAAACUCCAAAGAACAGUGAAGCUGAAGCUAAAGAACAGAAAUCUAAUAACACUCAGAGAGAUGGGGGAAGUGGAGGAGGAGGAUCAGCAGGGGGGGGAGGAGGAGGAAAGAAAGGAGGUCGUAAGGAGGACUCUCACUGGUACAGCCGUCUGCAGAAGGGGGACAUUCCUUGGGAUGAUAAAGCGUUCCGGAUGUACUGCCUGAGUGCGGUGGCGUUCUGGGCCACCGUCACUUAUCAUUUUUUCUUUAGGGAUGGAGGAAGAGAGAUCACCUGGAAGGACUUUGUCAACAACUACCUAUCAAAAGGCGUGGUUGACCGGUUAGAAGUCAUCAACAAACGUUAUGUCAAAGUGAUCUUUUCUCCAGGGAAGACGCCUGUGGACGGUCAGUACGUGUGGUUUAACAUCGGCAGUGUGGAUACGUUUGAGAGGAACUUGGAGACAGCUCAGUAUGAACUCAGCAUCGAGGGAGAGAACAGACUGCCAGUGGUUUAUUCCACUGAGAGUGACGGGACCUUUCUACUGAGCAUGCUCCCCACAGUACUCAUCAUCAGCUUCCUGCUGUUCAUGCUUCGGCGAGGUCCAGCAGGGGCAGGCCGUCCUGGUAGAGGGAUGGGGGGGCUGUUCAGUGUCAGCGAGACCACAGCGAAGAUCCUGAAAGACGAGAUCGAUGUGAAGUUCAAAGAUGUGGCUGGCUGCGAGGAGGCCAAACUAGAGAUCAUGGAAUUUGUCAACUUCCUGAAGAACCCCAAACAAUACCAGGACCUGGGAGCCAAAAUCCCCAAGGGGGCCAUUCUAACUGGACCUCCAGGAACCGGGAAGACACUUUUGGCCAAAGCGACAGCUGGUGAGGCCGACGUCCCAUUCAUCACAGUGAAUGGAUCUGAGUUCUUAGAGAUGUUUGUUGGCGUCGGCCCUGCGAGAGUGAGGGAUCUGUUUGUUAUGGCCAGGAAAAACGCUCCCUGCAUCCUCUUCAUCGAUGAAAUUGAUGCCGUUGGACGAAAGCGUGGGCGUGGAAACUUUGGGGGACAGAGUGAACAGGAGAACACACUGAACCAGCUGCUGGUGGAGAUGGAUGGCUUCAACACAGCAACCAAUGUUGUGGUCCUGGCGGGAACCAACAGGCCUGACAUUUUGGAUCCAGCCCUGAUGAGACCAGGGCGAUUCGACAGACAGAUUUACAUUGGUCCUCCUGACAUAAAAGGUCGAGCGUCCAUCUUUAAAGUUCAUCUUCGUCCUCUGAAGCUUGAGGCUGGCACGGACAAAGACACACUAGCCAAGAAGAUGGCUGCACUAACACCUGGAUUCUCAGGUGCCGACAUCGCCAACGUCUGUAAUGAGGCUGCUCUAAUUGCUGCACGCCACCUUUCAGACGCCAUUAAUCAGAAACACUUUGAACAGGCCAUCGAGAGGGUGAUUGGAGGUCUGGAGAAGAAGACCCAGGUCCUGCAGCCAGAGGAGAAGAAGACUGUGGCCUAUCACGAGGCUGGUCAUGCUGUUGCCGGAUGGUUCCUGGAGCAUGCUGACCCUCUUCUAAAGGUGUCAAUCAUCCCCAGAGGAAAGGGUCUGGGUUAUGCUCAGUACCUGCCCAAAGAGCAGUACUUGUACACCAAAGAGCAGCUGCUGGAUCGCAUGUGUAUGACUCUAGGAGGACGAGUCUCAGAGGAGAUCUUCUUUGGGCGGAUAACUACUGGAGCUCAGGACGACCUCCGGAAAGUCACUCAGAGUGCCUAUGCACAGAUUGUGCAGUUUGGGAUGAAUUCCAAAGUGGGGCAGGUGUCAUUCGACCUGCCUAGGCAGGGUGAAAUGGUUCUGGAGAAACCGUACAGUGAAGCCACAGCUCGCCUUAUUGAUAGUGAGGUCAGAACUCUCAUCAGCGAAGCUUACCAGAGGACCCACCAGCUGCUGAAAGAGAAGAAGCCACAGGUUGAAAAGGUGGCGCUGCGACUGCUGGAAAAGGAGGUUAUAGAUAAGAAUGAUAUGGUGGAGCUUUUAGGAAAACGCCCGUUUGCAGAGAAGUCGACAUAUGAAGAGUUUGUAGAGGGAACUGGAGGGGAGGACGAGGACACAACGCUGCCAGAGGGUCUGAAGGACUGGAACCAGGAGAGGAAGGACAAGGAGAGCCAGGAUGAGCAGGUGGCUCACCAAAUCUCUGGUGGAGUACCCUUUUAGAACCUUUUGAUGGUUAUCCAGGUUCUAUCAUGAAGCUUUGAUAUUUGCAGGAGCAUACAUAAAACAAGUUGCUAGAAGGUUUAGAUCUUCUACCAAGAGCUCUGCGCUCUCACAGCCUUUUCCACACUAGUUCUUUAACGUUCCUGUAGCUUCUGGGUGUGUGGUUUCCACCACCAAGCUAAACUGUCCAGUCAUUCACUGUUUGCAGUUUGUGUGCCUUGAUCUGCAUGCAACUCAUUCAGUAUGAGGUCUAGAGCCCUUCCAGUUUUAUCAUUAUCCUCACUAAUAAUUGCCACCAUUACAUCAUCAGGUAUAUAUAUAUAUAUAUAUAUACACACAUACAUACAUACAUACAUACAUACAUACAUACAUACAUACAUACAUACAUACAUACAUACAUACAUACACUAUGUGUUCUUGAAUGAAAUGAUUUCUUCUGAUUUUGUCUUUGUUUUGGUCACAAAGUACCACAUCCGAAUGUACCAACCACAAGAACCCCUGCAAGUUCAACACCUUUCAGCAUACACCUAUAGAAGUUGCCUGUGCAGGUUCUAGAGCUGAACUGUGUGUCAGCUGGGUUCUGGCUGUGUUCCCUGAGCCUAACACACAUGGACAGAUACAAAUUAUUAGAACUAUUAGUCAGUGGCUCUCAGCAGAACCUCCUACAAAGAUUCUGUUUUAACAUAUAGAAAGGUCUGUGACUGUGUUUCAGCUUUACUUGCUCAUCUGCACUUAUUGAUUCUAUUCAAUUUGAGAAUGAUCUGUUUUUGUCCUCAUUGACAGCAGUUCAGAGCUGCAGGCUGUGACGGUCAGGAAAUGAUUAUUGGUCAUGUUCACCUGUAACUGCCAUCACUGUAAACAUGUAAUAUGAUGUGAAAUGUUAAUAAACACAUGAAUGAA
Messenger RNA from Betta splendens (Siamese fighting fish), 3458 nucleotides. It is a transcript of the gene afg3l2, whose product is annotated as AFG3-like AAA ATPase 2. The record is from RefSeq and is a predicted model, not a curated record. Gene Ontology annotation, molecular function: zinc ion binding; ATP hydrolysis activity; ATP-dependent peptidase activity. The transcript is spliced from 17 exons. NCBI's taxonomy places the organism in Eukaryota, Metazoa, Chordata, Actinopteri, Anabantiformes, Osphronemidae. Gene Ontology annotation, cellular component: m-AAA complex; membrane. Bases 174 to 2558 code for a protein of 794 amino acids. Gene Ontology annotation, biological process: protein-containing complex assembly; mitochondrial protein processing.